Molecule: messenger RNA, 3281 nt
Organism: Canis lupus familiaris (dog)
Lineage: Eukaryota; Metazoa; Chordata; Mammalia; Carnivora; Canidae
Gene: LIG4
Product: DNA ligase 4
Exons: 2
Coding region: 456-2990 (844 amino acids)
Biological process (GO): nucleotide-excision repair, DNA gap filling; DNA biosynthetic process; immunoglobulin V(D)J recombination
Cellular component (GO): DNA ligase IV complex; DNA-dependent protein kinase-DNA ligase 4 complex
Molecular function (GO): DNA binding; DNA ligase (ATP) activity; ATP binding
Source: RefSeq, a predicted model, not a curated record
GAGUCUUCUCAGCCCGGCACAGGCGUGUGGGCUUGAAAGUUCGCUUUUCUUGUUUCGGGACAAAAAGUGUGGCAGCCCCUCCGCCCCUCCGGGCGUCACAGGUGCAGGGCCCGGGCCACCGCGGCGACCGCGCUGCGUUAGAAGCGGGCCUUGGGCUCGGGGUCCUUGAUCUGGACCCCCAUCCCCGGGACGCGGGGGCAGGGACGGGAGCUCGCCCGCGUCGCCUCCCGGGACCGUGCUGGCUGCGGUGUUGCAGUCCGGGGACCCCCCUUCCCCAAGCCGGUGGGGACCCUCGGGCUCAGAAAGAUUUGUGUUCAACUUUAGAACGAAUACAGAGAAGUAAAGGACGUGAAGAAAAAAUCAGACACUUCAGAGAAUUUUUAGAUUCUUGGAGAAGAUUUCAUGAUGCCCUUCAUAAGAACCAAAAAGAUGUCAGAGACUCUUUUUAUCCAGCAAUGAGACUUAUUCUUCCUCAGCUAGAAAGAGAGAGAAUGGCCUAUGGAAUCAAAGAAACUAUGCUUGCUAAACUUUAUAUCGAAUUGCUUAAUUUACCUAAAGAAGGAAAAGACGCCCUUAAACUUUUAAAUUACAGAACACCCACUGGAACUCGUGGAGAUGCUGGGGACUUUGCAACAAUUGCAUAUUUUGUGUUGAAACCAAGAUGUUUGCAGAAAGGAAGUUUAACCAUACAGCAAGUAAAUGACAUUUUAGACUCAAUUGCCAGCAAUAAUUCUGCCAGAAAAAAGGACCUGAUAAAGAAAAGUCUUCUUCAGCUAAUAACUCAGAGUUCGGCACUGGAACAAAAGUGGCUUAUACGGAUGAUUGUAAAAGACUUAAAACUUGGUUUUAGUGAGCAAUCUGUAUUCUCUGCUUUCCAUAAUGAUGCUGCCGAGUUGCAUAAUGUCACUACAGAUCUGGAAAAAGUCUGUAGGCAACUGCAUGAUCCUUCCAUAGGACUCAGUGAUAUUUCUAUCACUUUAUUCUCUGCCUUUAAACCUAUGCUGGCUGCUAUAGCAGAUAUUGAGCGAAUAGAGAAGGACAUGAAACACCAGAGUUUCUACAUUGAAACCAAGCUAGAUGGUGAGCGUAUGCAAAUGCACAAAGACGGGGAUGUGUAUCAGUAUUUCUCCCGAAAUGGAUAUAACUAUACGGAUCAGUUCGGCGAUUCUCCACGGGAAGGUUCUCUUACACCGUUCAUUCACAGUGCAUUCAAAACAGAUGUACAGAUCUGUAUCCUGGAUGGCGAGAUGAUGGCCUUCAACCCUAAUACACAAACUUUUAUGCAAAAGGGGAAUAAGUUUGAUAUCAAAAGAAUGGUGGAGGAUUCUGAUCUGCAAACCUGUUACUGUGUUUUUGAUGUACUGAUGGUUAAUAAUAAAAAGCUGGGACGUGAAACGCUGAAAAAGAGGUAUGAAAUUCUUACUAGUGUUUUUACACCAAUACCAGGUAGAAUAGAAAUAGUGCAAAAAACACAAGCUCAUACUAAGAAAGAAGUAAUCGAUGCUUUGAAUGAAGCAAUAGAUAAAAGAGAAGAGGGAAUCAUGAUAAAACAUCCUCUAUCUAUUUACAAGCCAGACAAAAGAGGUGAAGGAUGGUUAAAAAUUAAGCCUGAGUACGUAGAUGGGCUGAUGGAUGAACUGGACAUCUUAAUUGUUGGGGGCUAUUGGGGCAAAGGUUCACGAGGUGGAAUGAUGUCUCAUUUUUUGUGUGCUGUAGCAGAGAAGCCUCCUCCUGGUGAAAAACCGUCAGUGUUUCAUACUCUGUGCCGUGUUGGUUCAGGUUAUACUAUGAAAGAACUGUAUGAUCUGGGUUUAAAAUUGGCCAAACAUUGGAAGCCUUUCCAUAAAAAAGCUCUACCAAGCAGCAUUUUAUGUGGAACAGAGAAGCCAGAGGUAUACAUUGAGCCUUGUAAUUCUGUCAUUGUUCAAGUUAAGGCAACAGAGAUUGUCUCCAGUGAUAUGUAUAAAACUGGCUGCACAUUGCGUUUUCCACGGAUUGAAAAGAUAAGGGAAGACAAGGAGUGGCAUGAAUGUACUACCGUGGAUGACUUAGAGCAACUUCGAGGGAAAGCGUCUGGAAAGCUUGCAUCUAAACACCUUGACAUAGGUGGUGAUGAUGAACCACAAGAAAAGAAGCGGAAAGCUGCCCCAAAGAUUAAGAAAAUUAUUGGAAUUAUCGAGCACUUGAAAGCACCCAACCUUUCUAAUAUAAAUAAGGUUUCUAAUAUAUUUGAAGAUGUGGAGUUUUGUGUUAUGAGUGGAACAGACAGCCAUCCAAAGCCUGACCUGGAGAACAGAAUUGCAGAAUUUGGUGGUUAUAUAGUACAAAACCCAGGCCCAGACACGUACUGCGUGAUUGCAGGAUCGGAGAACAUCAGAGUGAAAAACAUCAUUUCUUCAAAUAAACAUGAUGUUGUCAAGCCUGAGUGGCUGUUAGAGUGUUUUAAGACCAAAAGCUGUGUGCCGUGGCAGCCUCGCUUUAUGAUUCACAUGUGCCCAUCGACAAAAGAACAUUUUGCCCGUGAAUAUGAUUGUUAUGGUGACAGUUAUUUUGUUGAUCUAGAUUUGAACCAACUGAAGGAAGUGUUCUCAGGAAUUAAAAAUUCUAGCAAACAAACUCCAAGAGAAAUGGCUUCUCUGAUUGCUGAUUUAGAAUAUCGGUAUUCCUGGGACCGCUCCCCACUCUGUCUAUUCCGACAUUGUAUUGUUUAUCUGGACUUGUAUGCUGUUAUUAAUGACUUGAGUACCAAAAUCGAGGGAACGAGAUUAGCAAUUACAGCUUUGGAGCUUCGAUUUCAUGGAGCAAAAGUAGUUUCUUGCUUAGCUCAGGGAGUGUCUCAUGUAAUCAUUGGGGAGGAUCAUAGUCGUGUUGCAGUUUUAAAAUCUUUUCGAAGAACUCUUAAGAGAAAGUUUAAAAUCCUGCAACAAGAUUGGGUAACUGAGUCCAUAGACAAGUGUGAGUUGCAGGAGGAAAAUCAAUAUUUGGUUUAAAGCUAGCUUUUCUAGUGAGGAAAGCCUGUGAUCUUGUGGCCACAUUGUAACAUGUGGUCAUAAUAAAAUAUCAAACUAUAUUUUUAUCCCUUAAAAUUUAUGCUUAAAUAUAUUAGAUAUAGAAAAACAGUAAUUUUAACUUUUGAGAUAAGACACUGAAUGGACCAAAGUCAAGAAAAAAAAUUCAUUUUAACAGAGUAGUAUUUAAUGACUUUUAAAACCAAGAUGAGGGACACCUGGAUGGCUUAGUGGUUGAUCAUCUGCCUUUGGCUCAGAUCCUAUCCCAGGGUC